AUGGCGACCAAUCAAUCCACCGAAGAGAUCACUACAGCGUCUGAGUCGAUUACUAGCGAGUCUUUUAACACCUCUAGUGUCAUUACCACUGAGAAUAGACACUCUGGAACCCUCUGUCAUGAACUCCAUCUACACAGUGAUAAUGUUCGUCCACUAGUGGGGUUGGAAUUGCCUGUAUAUGGCUCCGAUAUGACUAAAGUACUGGAGACUGUCAAUGGACUUUGGAAUUUACAGCAAGCACAUGAAACAAAGAGUCAGUUUUUACCAGUAAAAUUACGACCUAGUGAGCCAUCAUGCAAGCCCUUGUUUGCAGAUUUGACCAAGACUCAGAUGGUGGUGCUCAAGAUAAAGCGUUCACGGCCUAAACGAAGACGGAACGAGACGACGUUUGAAGAGAAAAAUGUGAAGUUUUCAGUUGAAGUGGUGGGGUUGGUAAAGGAGAAAUACGUGUGUGAAGGUAUGGCUGAUUUUCAAUACUUGACGGCUCGGUCAUUCUACCCAACGUCAAAGCCUGGUAAAGAUGCUCUUACGAUGGUAGCAGAUACAACGGAUGCAGUGGAUACACCCGUGAUGAAUAGUGCUGUAGUGGAGAAUGGUCCUUUGUCCAGGCCAUCGUUGCGACAACGAGAAUUGCAAGACUGUUUGCGACCGUAUUUGGCUGUGGAGAAUGAAACGCAGUUGGAACUUAUCCCGGAAGUGUUUUCAAAGGUGGACUUGCCAUUGAAGUAUGAAUUCCGCCAAAAGUCAGGGUACCAACCGACAGCAGUAGCAAAAAAGCCUUCCACUACUAUGACAUACUUGAAUUUUCGUGACGAUACGCCAGCGCCUGCCGGACCUAAGCCUGAUCAGCCUGUGGUGCGUCGAAGGUCCGUCGGAGUGGAUGAUAAUGGUGUCGAUGCUCAUGUGAUGGAGGUGCUGAAGGGUAAGUUAGAACAAAAACCGGUAUGGCUUCGUUCCAAGCUGUUUGAUGGAUUAGACGGGUUCGAGCGCCGAGCGGCAAGACGUCUACUGCGAAAGCUUUGUUAUGUCUUUGUUGAUGGGCCCUGGAGAGGUUCAUGGAUCAAGAUGGGCUACGAUCCACGAUUGCCCGAAGUAUCGGAAACGGCGUCAUGUUAUCAGGUCGUGGAACUGCGAAAUAACCGGGAGCUUGUACACUCCAAGGUAACCCAUGCUACGAGAAAACGUACCACAAAGUUUAUUGGCGCUAGUUCAGGACAUGCCAAUGGGGAAGGCGGGUACGUCAAGGGUCCGCGAAUCGUCAAAGUGACCCAAACCUCGGCCCUUGAAAACGCGCAGAUCAGCAAGCGUCGUCGGAAAGAACGAUUUAUGCGAGGCGAAACACGGCGGUCUUACCUUGUGAAGCCUGCAAUACCCGUGACUACUUCUUCUGCUGCUCCUACAGUGGCUUCACCGCCGCGAGCUAGUCCCAUGUCAUCGACGGUAGAUUCAGGGAAUGACUGGGAUUCUGAGGACGAACAGGAGGAUAAGGAGUCUGAUACAGCAGACAAUGCAAAUGGGACUAGCAAAACUACUACAUCAGGAGGCAGCGUAAAGGUUUUUGAGAUUUUUGGAGUGCAGUUGACAAGCGCAAAUGUUUUGUUUCAGCUCGAGGAAAUUGACGAUGAUGAAGUGCGCGAAUGGAUUGCUCAGUUCGCAAAACAGUCGGAGCCGUCACUGCUCGGUGGGUGGUAUCCAGCGCAGAUGUUCUUGCCAUUGCGUGAAAUCAUUCGGCUACGCAUCGCGGCAUUGGUGGGUCGCUCUAAAGCUGAACUUGAAACAAGACGUAAACGUCUCGAUGCACUUAAGAAGCAGGCACUUCAUGACUACGCGGAGUCAAGCAACCAGCAAAAGUCCAACACAAUUGAAAACGUAUCGGUGUCAACAACAGGCAGCACUAGUGCCGAAGCAGCAGCAGAUGAUAAUGAUGAUGACGAGCUGGCGUUUGAGCGAUCUCUUAUUCACGAUCGAAACGCAAUGUCCAACGUGGAAAAGUUAUCAGCAGGUGCUGAAGUAGAAAAGGGUGAAGAAGACGAGGAGGAAGAGGAUUUGGACUUGCAGGAUGAUGAAGAUGGCAACGAGGAUCGUACCAUUGGUCGUUCUUGUGCUACAUUCGACCAAGAUGAGAAUAUGGAUGAAGAUGAUGAAGAAGAAGAGGAAGAAGAAGAAGAAGAAGAGCAAAUAGAAGAUGUUACGUCGGACAAGCAACAGGAAGAGCAAAUGGUACCCAUUUCUAUUGACGCGACAUUGGAAUCGACCGAAUAUUCCUUUUAA
Messenger RNA from Peronospora farinosa, 2271 nucleotides. Lineage: Eukaryota; Oomycota; Peronosporomycetes; Peronosporales; Peronosporaceae. The record is from the annotation of a GenBank genome assembly.